AUGCAAUUCUCAACUGUCGCUUUAUUAUUCGCCGCUGCCGUUAACGCUGCCACCGUUACUGAAACUGAUUUAUCAUCAACUUUAGUUACCAUUACCUCAUGUGGUCCAGAAGUCACUGACUGUCCAGCUAAACCAGAAGUUGAAGUUUCCAACUCAACUGUUGCUAACGUUUCAACUUGGGAAGGUGCUGCUAACAAACAAUUCGCUGUCGGUGCUGCUGCUUUAGCUGCCGGUGCUUUAUUAGCUUUAUAA
Molecule: messenger RNA, 252 nt
Organism: Yamadazyma jaroonii
Lineage: Eukaryota; Fungi; Ascomycota; Pichiomycetes; Serinales; Debaryomycetaceae
Source: the annotation of a GenBank genome assembly